Messenger RNA from Perkinsus marinus ATCC 50983, 2200 nucleotides. Its product is annotated as Chitin synthase, putative. The annotation marks the transcript as partial. Lineage: Eukaryota; Perkinsozoa; Perkinsida; Perkinsidae. The record is from RefSeq and is a predicted model, not a curated record. Gene Ontology annotation, cellular component: cell periphery; cell septum. The transcript has 16 exons. Gene Ontology annotation, molecular function: chitin synthase activity.
GAUUGAUGGACGAUUCAAUAACCUUGUUGCUCUGCAGCGGAUGGGCAUCUAUCUUGAUUUGGAAGAGAUGUACAGAGAAAACGGCUUAAUGGAUAUUCACGGUCGAAUACAGCCGAUCGAUCGCUAUAAUAUUGAUAGUAUUGAUGAUAAGAAGGCGUCGCGUGAGCAGCCACGAUUCACGGUUGAUAAUGGUCAAACCGUUUACGCCGUUGAUAUUGUUACUUCCGUUACUGUGGAAUUUGGCGAGAAAAAUCCCAUUGAGUUUUUGGUAUGCGCUGACUUGCAUCUGUUCGAGAACGUGAUAAACUACGAGAACUAUCCACCAUUGCAAAUGAUGUUCGCGCUGAAGGAGUUCAAUGCUGGGAAGUUGGAUACUCACCUCUGGUUCUUUGAGGGAUUUGCACAUCAUAUGUUAGUGUCGGGUGCCGGGGUCGAACCCGGGUGGUUGCUCACUCUCAACUCAGGCACUCGCCCAGAAGAGACUUCCAUAGUAAAGUUGAUUAAUGCCAUGGAUAAGGACCGCAACGUCGCUGGAUGUUGCGGUGAGAUUACUGUAGACAAGGCCUUAGCACCGAGAAAUGUAUUCUAUAACUGGUACGUCGCAUCGCAGGAUUUCGAAUACAAAGUCGGCAACUGCCUCGACAAGGCCUUCGAGUCUGUCUGUGGUUACAUCAGCGUCCUUCCUGGUGCAUUCUCGGCCUAUCGCUGGUCCGCGCUGUCACCGCCUGAGCUCGGGCCAACAUCAGAUAAGCGCCCGAUAGUCCCCUACUUUAAAUCAGUGACGCAUGGAGGAGUAAUAAAUCCCUUUUAUGGAAACAUGUACCUUGCUGAAGAUCGAAUCCUCGCCCUUGAGUUGGUAUGCAGUCGCACGGCCGCUAAUACUUUGAAAUACGUCAAGAACUCUGUUGCAGUUACCGACGUCCCUGAUAGUUGUGCUACUCUGACCAAACAGCGUCGUCGAUGGAUGAACGGAUCGUUCUUUGCGCAGAUCUUCGCCCUGUGGCAAGGGCUACUGCUAUUUAGGAUAUUCACGACGAGGCAUUCGUGGUAUAGGAAGCUGAUACUCAUGAAUGAGUUGUUGUUCUUCGCUUUGAAUACGAUAUUGACGUGGUUUCUGGUGGGCAUCUUUUAUCUCACAUUCACCAUUUUGUGGAACUCCUUUCUGAUUAACGGAGGAUCGUUGAGAUUCGAAGGAGCUGAUGCUGUAUAUAUUGUUAUACAGUUCAUAUAUUUGAUAUUAAUGUUCACCACGUUCUUACUAGCGAUGGGUACUCAGCCAGAUUCGCCGAGGAGAUCGUUGCGCGCACUUUACAAGCUCAUCUCAUUGGUCUUCGGCGUGUUCAUGUUAGCCACUUUUGCUGUAGCCGUUUACAACGUGGUUGUAUCGACUCGUAUCGUCCUCAUGGCCAUUGGCUUGGCUGCGGUACUGAGUUAUAUCCUGGUUGCGGUACUUCAUGGGGAGGGAGUGCAUGUCCUGUUGACCUACCUACAGUACACUUUCAUGUCGCCGACUUACAUAAAUAUAUUUCAAACAUUCGCCUUCUGCAACACACACGAUCUCUCGUGGGGAACGAAAGGCUUGGAUAGCAAUGACGUCUCGCAGAAGGACGUACAGGCAAAGAGGAAUGAGUUCAGAACUUACCUCGUUCUUUGUUGGGCAAUCACUAACUUGGCUCUCAUAUAUGGCAUUACGAGCCCGACUGAUGGGACGUCUGGUUCGGCGACAGUGUUGGCGAUUUCAGCCGACGGCUUUUUGUACUUUGUUCUUGGUACGGUGGUCUUCUUCAAUGGAGUGAAAUCAUUGGGCUCUUUGUUGUUUCUGGUACAAUAUUGGUUCGGGAGAUGCUGUUGUUGCUUCUCAUGCGGCGGUGGCCCUUCGGCUGAAUCGACCGCUGAUGAGAAUGUGAAGAACGAAUGGAAGGCUUAUAGACAGAACGAAAAGAUCGCUUCUGGUGGUGGUGGCUCUGAAGUAUUGAUAAAUCUUACAAUCUUACAUUUCCUCAACGACGAUAUUUAUCUCAGCGCUCCUCCGAUUGGCGUCAGGGAACCCCACAUGAUCCUAAGCGAGGAAAGCCGAAUACUGCUGCUGCUGUCACUCCUGGCCCCGCAGUGUCGGACAGGGUUUGAUAGUAGGCAGCAUAGUUGAAACGAUAAUUACUACCGUUAUUUGGUAUAUCGACAAUUUGUAUCACGUUCAUUA